AUGGCGUGGAGGCGAAAGGUGGCGGUGUUAUACGUUUCCAUUACCAUUGCGAAGACUGCCAUCGCCGUUCCCACCAUCGCUUUUCCGUUCAACUCGCAGGUUCCACUUGUUGCCAGGGUCAACGAGCCGUAUCGCUUCGAAUUCUCCGAAUCGACAUUCGCUCCUAAUCCAGAGAACUAUACCUACAGCAUUUCGGAGCAAGCUGCAUGGCUAAGCAUGGACAGCACGACGCGGACGCUUUCCGGAACACCAAAAGAGAGCGACGCCGGCGCGAGUAUCUUCACCUUGAGCGCUACCGAUGGCACUGGGGCUGCCCACAUGCAGUGUACACUCAUCGUAUCUACUGAUCCAGCACCGCUACUUGAAGGCGACAUCAGCGAACAGCUUGCUGCGACUGUGAAUCUAUCAAGCAGUGAACCGCCGAUUGUGACCCUCCUGCCGUCUAGCAGAUUUCACUUCGCCUUCAGGCAGGACUCCUUCAUUGACAUGGUGCAGCGUAGACUGUAUUACUACGCGACACUGACGGAUCACACGCCGCUUCCGUCAUGGCUGCUUUUUGAUGACUCGAAUCUUACCUUCUCUGGCACAGCACCUAUGCUCAGCGCCUUUCCUCAGGCGUGGAGUGUCAGCUUGGUGGCAUCGGACGUUAUUGGUUUCGCAGGAGCGACUGCGACGUUCGCACUCGCAAUAAAUACGGAGCAACUAAGCUUCGAACCACCGGAGCAGAACCUGAGUAUCUCAAGUGGACAGCAGCUUGACUUCAUCUUGUUACAGAACCAGCUCUUCCGUAAUGGCGCUCCUGUUCGGACGAGCAAUCUGUCGAAGGCCGAAGCUUCCCCCGUCCCAGCCUGGCUGAGCUUUGACCCUGCGACGUUUGGUUUGAGUGGGCAUGUGCCAGCCAACGCAAGCAAUACGACUGUAUCUGUCACUGCGACAGACGAGCUGGGCGAUACAGCGACCGCAGUCGUGAACCUCGUAAGCGGUGAUGCUUCGCUCUUUGCUGGCACAAUUGGCACGCUCACCGCAUACGCCGGACAAGCUUUCGACUACCAUUUCCCAAGCACGCUUUUCAGCCAGUCAGACGUGGAGUUCUCUGUCAUUUUUCCACCGAGUGCCACCUGGCUGCAUUACAACGCUACGUCUCGGGAGCUACAAGGUGAUGCGCCCUCGCAGCCCAGUCCAACUUCUGUCUCGGCGUGCAUCGUAGCGACAGCCCCCAACUCACGUACUCAACAGACGCAAGACUUCGGGAUAAACGUGCUUGCAACCGCGGGUGCGACCGCAACGGUCUCGCCGACAUCCACGAGAGUUGUCAAUGGAGAUGUAGAAAAGCACGCACAAGCGGAAGCAUCAGAGCAGAUGACACGAAGUGCCGAUGCGCCACCCCAAAUAGCACUUGAUCUCCCAUCGAGGACCAACAGCAAGCGCUCAAGGUGGCUAAAGAGGUUCUCCCGAUUCAGCCACGCAUCAUGGCGAGAGUCUCUAGGCGUAUGUCACAAACGUUGCCCACCAAGCAAUAGAAAGAGCAUACGCCUCGUUGGACAAAGUGACAGCAUUGCAGACAACCGCUCUGUUGCGGAAAAGCGCCAAUCCUUCAUACGCAACAGAGCCAGCACAAGCAUCGAGAGUCCACUUUUUGCGCAUGGAACACGAGCUUGUUCGAACCCACGUGAAAAGGGGAAUGCUUCGACCGCGGCGUCGGCGGCGGGUAGCGUACGACGUGCGCGACGUGGACGCAGCACGCUCAAGUCAUAUUCAGAGUCGUCAUCUUUGGAACCGCAAACAGAGAGGGAGUCGCGGCAACUCAGUACGCGGGUGAGGUCUGCAUUCGCCCCAAACUUUCCACGAGCCAUUACACAGUCAACGAUGGAGGCAGACGAGCAGGAAGACUCGAGCUCGGGCUUUGAGACGGUCACAACGUCAACAACAAGUGGCGACGACUGGAGGGCCCAAUUGGCUCUCCCUAGACAUCAGCGAAGCUGGGUGGUACCCGGAGAAGCGUCGCCAACACCUCCUCCUGCACCGGCUAGUUCACGGCAGCGGUCAAGUACGCGACGAACUACGCCAUCCACUGGGCAUGAAGUUCUGCGGAACGUGCACCGCCAGCCUGAACAGAGAGUUAGUGACCUCGGGCUCACUGCAAAACCUGAGUCGGACCACAGCACAGGGAAAGCGCCUACUACAUUGAAAGCACGACCUAACCGCUUAAGCGAGCCUGCGGGCUUGCUGAGCAACGACAGCGUCAUACGCACGAAGAUCGAACGACCCAAGCUGGUCCAGACGAAUUCCAAACGGCCGGUCAGCGUUGAGCAAGCGAGAAGACUCAGCAGUUUUCAAGCUGUCAACCAAGAGCCAGACGCCCAAGCAGGCGGCGAGAUGUGGGAGGACAUCCAACCAGAGACGCAGAUGGAAGGCAGCGGUCUCGUGCUAUCAGCUCCGCCAGGAGGUGUUGGUGGUACCCAAAGGUCAGACAGAAGCGGGCCUGCGUUCCUCUGA
This is a messenger RNA of Baudoinia panamericana UAMH 10762, 2496 nucleotides long. RefSeq lists its product as uncharacterized. The transcript has 4 exons. NCBI's taxonomy places the organism in Eukaryota, Fungi, Ascomycota, Dothideomycetes, Mycosphaerellales, Teratosphaeriaceae. The record is from RefSeq and is a predicted model, not a curated record. Gene Ontology annotation, molecular function: calcium ion binding. Gene Ontology annotation, cellular component: membrane. The coding region runs from base 1 to 2496 and encodes 831 amino acids.